AUUCAGUCUUAGUUGAGAGUCAAUAAUGAUAGGUGUAUGCGGUUUUUUCAAAAUUUUUGCUAUAACUUUGAGUAGCUGUGUCUUGUUUAAACUUAUCGAGAGAUUUUUAAGAUCAUUUUACAUUAAAGAUAGAACUAAAAAGCAUGUUCUAAUCACAGGAUGCGAUUCAGGUCCUGGUUAUCUUUUGGCCAAAAAGUUGGACACACAAGGAGUUUUUGUCAUUGGAACGUGUGCCACUGAAGAAGGGGUUGACAGAUUACAGAACGAAUGCUCAAGUCGUCUAAAAGCUGUUAACUUAGACUUGUCGAAAGAGGAUGACAUUGAAGAUUUUUCUGAAUAUUUAAAAAGUGAGCUAGAUGGAAUAGGACUUCAUGCUUUAGUUAAUAAUGAAUUGGCGAACGAAACUGUCUAUACGGAUUUUGACAAUUUAAAUAUUGAUGACUAUAAAAAAGUUUUUGAAGGGCAUAUUUUAGCGGUUGCCAACAUGAGUUCAAAAUUUCUACCUCUACUUAUUAAAGGCAGAGGAAGAAUUGUUAAUGUAACAUCAACUGCCGGAAGACUUAUUAAACCGACUUCGCAUAGUGUACCAAGUUGUAUGAGCCUAGCAGCAACAGAAGCAUUAUCAGACUGUUACAGAAUUGUUAUGAAAUUACACCGUCAGCCAGUUUCUGUUCACGUAAUUGAACCAGGCGAUUUUAGGCUAGAGGAUUUGGAAAAGAAGAAGGAGAAAUAUGAAGCAGGUUUUAAACGUUUAACCAAGGCUGAAUUUAAAAAACAGGAAGAAGAAGAUAAAAUAAACUUAAUUGGAAGAAUUCAAUUUAUAAUAAAUGAACAAGCUUCAGAUAGACUAGACAUGAUAGUUGAUGCUUAUGAACACGCAAUAUUUGCUAAAUGGCCAAAGAAAAGAUAUUCAAUUAAUAACAAGCUUAACAUACUUCUCUCAUAUUUUCCAUCAUUCAUAAGCGAUUAUCUCAUAAUAAAUCAAUAUAGAAAAUUUUAUAAUAAAGCUAAAAAAGGAAAAGGAUCAGGUAUAUUUGAUAUCAACUCAACAUCAAAGAAUUAA
This is a messenger RNA of Dimorphilus gyrociliatus, 1063 nucleotides long. The record is from the annotation of a GenBank genome assembly. NCBI's taxonomy places the organism in Eukaryota, Metazoa, Annelida, Polychaeta, Dinophilidae.